AUGACGUGGAAACCGAUCAUCUGCCUCGCCGUUCUCGUCUUUUCCGUUUCUGCGAUUCCAGUCGAUAACAACGUGGAAGGCGAGCCAGAGGUCGAAUGCGGGCCCAACUCCAUCACUGGUACCGUCCUUUCCCCUCCGAGCCUUCCAUUCCUCCUUUUCCAGUUAACUUCAACACCCGUAAUCCCUUCGAGGGACACGUUUACGUGAAGGGACUCUACGAUCAGGCGGGCUGUCGUUCCGAUGAGGGAGGCCGUCAAGUGGCCGGAAUCGAACUUCCGUUCGAUUCGUGCAACACCGCCCGUACCCGUUCGCUCAACCCGAAGGGAGUGUUCGUCUCCACCACCGUCGUCAUCUCGUUCCAUCCUCAAUUCGUCACCAAAGUCGAUCGGUAGGUGCGAUGAGAGGGAAAUCUCGAGGGCGUCGCUAAAAUAGGAUUAGAAACAAGGAAACACAUUGAAUAUUUGAUGGUUGUGAGUCAGUUGUUCUCCGACGCCCUCGCUUUCAGAUCAUUGGCAGAUUGCGCACGCGCGAGUGCACAUUUAAUAAUAGAAAUUCGUCUUUUCAUAUUGAGAUGACAUUGAAUACAUUUCCAGAUAUUUUCUCACUUUGAAUGGGGGAUUUUGAAUUCUCCUAUACGCUUUCGUUUCAGCGCUUACCGCAUCCAAUGCUUCUACAUGGAGUCCGAUAAAACCGUCUCCACCCAGAUCGAGGUGUCCGACCUGACCACAGCCUUCCAGACCCAGGUUGUUCCAAUGCCUGUCUGCAAGUACGAGAUUCUCGACGGAGGACCAUCCGGACAGCCAAUCCAGUUCGCCACCAUCGGCCAGCAAGUCUACCACAAGUGGACCUGUGACUCCGAGACCACCGACACCUUCUGCGCCGUCGUUCACUCUUGCACAGUCGACGAUGGAAACGGAGACACCGUCCAGAUUCUCAACGAGGAGGGGUGCGCCCUUGACAAGUUCUUGCUCAACAACUUGGAAUACCCAACGGAUCUGAUGGCCGGCCAGGAAGCUCACGUCUACAAAUACGCCGAUCGUUCGCAGCUCUUCUACCAGUGCCAGAUCUCCAUAACCAUCAAGGAUCCUGGAAGUGAGUGCGCUCGCCCAACUUGCUCAGAGCCACAGGGAUUCGGAGCUGUCAAACAGGCCGGAGCCGGUGGAGCUCAUGCUGCCGCCGCGCCAACCGCUCAAGCCGGAGCGGAAGCUGCUCCAGCCGCCUCCCCAGCCGCCGCCGUCGUUCCGGCCGCUCCAGCAACAGCUCCGGCCGUUGCUCGUGCUAAUCUGGCUCAGUUGAGACUGCUCAGAAAGAAGAGAUCAUUCGGAGAGAACGAGGGAAUCCUUGACGUUCGAGUCGAGCUCAGCACUCUAGAUAUCAUCGAGGUGACGGUCCGAUAGCAAUCGUUAACCAUUUGAGAUCACUUUCAGGGAUCUAACCCAGCCGCCCCAGAAGCAGCCGCUCUCGUUUCCGAAGAAGAGUCCCGCCGUCGUGUUCCGUCGUCCAGCGGAAUCUGCCUCACUCCGAUAGGCUUCGCUUCGUUCCUCGGCAUCGGAACCAUCGUCGCGACCGCCCUCUCGGCCACCAUCUUCUACGUGGCUCGUCCAACUUCGCACAAACACUAA
This is a messenger RNA of Caenorhabditis sp. 36 PRJEB53466, 1622 nucleotides long. Lineage: Eukaryota; Metazoa; Nematoda; Chromadorea; Rhabditida; Rhabditidae. The record is from the annotation of a GenBank genome assembly.